Molecule: messenger RNA, 4712 nt
Organism: Lates calcarifer (barramundi perch)
Lineage: Eukaryota; Metazoa; Chordata; Actinopteri; Centropomidae
Gene: ccnjl
Product: cyclin J-like
Exons: 6
Coding region: 352-1632 (426 amino acids)
Biological process (GO): regulation of cyclin-dependent protein serine/threonine kinase activity; mitotic cell cycle phase transition
Cellular component (GO): nucleus; cytoplasm; cyclin-dependent protein kinase holoenzyme complex
Molecular function (GO): cyclin-dependent protein serine/threonine kinase regulator activity
Source: RefSeq, a predicted model, not a curated record
GAGCCUCGCACCGCAGCAGCAGCAGCAGCUGGUGCAGCCGAGGAGGCGACUUUGUUACCGCGGAGCCACCGGAGAGGAAACGGCUGAGCGAAAUCUCUCGGAAAAAGAAGUGUCAACAGUUUUAGGGGAAAACGGCUCGACUGAACGUCCGUGGCCAGGAUUUGGCGGUGGCAGCUGCUUUACGAACUUGUCAGCGGAUUUGAACUUUGUGUUUUCGGUCGAAAAAAAGAGGUCUUUCUGAAAGUUGAGCCGAAGAGGAGUUCUCUCAUUCAGGAUGUCGGACUGAGACAAAGGGGUCUGGGGGGCAUUCCCGUCGGAGCGGUAAAUCUUGAUUCUUGGAGUCUCCUCUGGAUGGGAAAGAUGGAGAGGGAGCUGCAAUGGUGGAAAGGACAGCUGGCUGCAGAUAUCCAUCAGUCCCUCCGCAUCAAGGAGCUGAAGUUACCGGUCUACCGGGCCCACUCUCCACAGAUUGGCAUGCGGCGGUACUUUGCAGACUUGCUGGCCAUCCUCAGUAAUCGCUAUCAGCUAUGUCCUACAGCACGUCACCUGGCCGUGUACCUGCUGGACUUGUUCAUGGACCACUAUGAUGUGGCCGUCAAGCAGCUCUAUGUGAUCGCCCUCUCUUGCCUGCUCCUAGCCAGUAAAUUUGAGGAGAAAGAGGACCGGGUUCCCAAACUGGAGCAGCUGAACUCUUUGGGUUUUAUGUGCAGCCUGAACCUGGUUCUCAACAAGAGGGAUCUGAUCAAAAUGGAGCUCCUGCUGCUGGAGACCUUCGGCUGGAAUCUGUGCAUGCCCACACCCGCCCACUUUAUUGACUACUACCUCCAUGCCUCGGUGCAGGAGGGUGACCUAUACAACGGCUGGCCCCUGUCCUCCCUCUCCAAGACCAAGGCUUUCAUGGACAAAUACACUCACUACUUUCUGGAAGUCUCGCUGCAAGAUCACGCCUUUCUGAGUUUCCGACCAUCCCAGGUUGCUGCUGCGUGUGUGGCAGCAUCUCGCAUUUGCCUUCAGAUUUCCCCGAGCUGGACAACCGCCCUGCAUCUGCUAACAGGCUACACCUGGGACCACCUCACCCAGUGCAUUGAACUUAUGCUGCUUGCUCAUGACAACGAUGUUAAGGAGGCCAACAAAACCAAAUCCACUCCUCCUCACCGACCCUCCUCCCUGCAGUCUCAGCCCCAGACCUCUCACCUCUCUCCAGUGUCAGCCAUCCAGAGACCAGCCUCCUCCUCCUCAUCCUCGUCCUCCACCUCCUCCACACCACAGCUGCUCUUUCAGCCGGAUGGCUUCCCACACCUUUCCCAGCAUUCCCCGUCUCUGUCCCAGCUGCAGGCGUUAGCUGACUCCCAGGCUCUGGGGCCUGUGGUGAACAUGUCUCAGGACUUCCUUCAGAGUCACAGGAUGGGUCUGCUGACUGGGGCUCCCUCCAUGACUCCUGGGGGUGGCUUCCCCUCCUACCCGAGCCUGACCUCCGGUCUUCAGCCGGGGGCUCGCGCGCUGCCGCUCCAGGGCCCCAUUUCUGUGCAGAUGGCCCUCGCCGCAGAGCCACGACACUGUCUGAGUAUGGCCUACAGCGGGGGCUACCUGGGGGCCCAUCACACCUUCACAGCCGGCUGCUUUGACAGGUGACGCCAGGAGACGGAGAGGGAUCGCAAACCCCCACGGGAGCGCACUACUAUGCUUCCGUCCCAGCUCCCCACCCUGAAACAUCCACUUACAGACCUCCUCUCUCUCUCCGUCGGCUCCGCAACACCUUCAACAUGUCCAACUCCCCCGUCCCUCUCACAGAGACGCCUCAAACGCAAGCAGAGGUCCAAAGGCAAGACAGACCCAGUGGAAGUCAUCACACUGACGUGACAAACGCUCCACUAACUCAUGUGAAACACUGAGGCAUUACAAAAAAAUGUUACUGCCAUAUUCUGAACUGGUUUUUAUAAAUCUGUGUUAUUAUGAGACUGACAUCACUGUGAAUGAGAUGAAAGCAGCAGUGUGAUCUAACACCCACCUCAUUCAGUGCCUGUUCUCAGUUGUGUGAUAGCUGAGCCAAUUUUAGAAGUGCACAGAACACAAAGUGUCUGUGAUAAGGAUAUCUUGCUGCUUGACAUAUUUUUUUUCUAAUUUCUAAUCCCAAAAAAUGAACACGUUUUAGAGAGAAAGAUUGGCUGGUAUUGUUUCUUGAGCCACCAUUUGAGAGAGACAGAGGAAGAAACAACAGAGGCUCAUUGCUGACUGGACAAGACACAAAAUGUAUGUCGGUGAACAUUGAUCUAUUGCCUGUAAGCUCUGUUAGAGCUGAAGGGCCCCUCUGGGAAUUCCUCACCACACAACACCUCUGAGGGGACGAAGAAUUCAUUGUUUUGUGCACAGCAGGUGAAGUCUACAGCUCGAACACACCUGCAAUGUUUCAUUUUUUUUGAUGAUUUUUUUUUUUGUUUGUUUCCUCUCCUCUCUGUCCUCCUCAUCUCCUCUCUCCCACCUCCAAAGUCAAGCCUUGUGGCAGAGCCGUCACGCGCCCCGGGUCGCUCUCUCAAAGCUGCAGGUUUUGUCGUACUUAAGUUUUAAUUUCUCCAGUGUCCACCGCUCAAAGAAUUGAACACAAACUGAUGUGACUGGACCAGCGUGGCAAAGGAGACGUGGACGCUGGUUGAGUAUUGUACAUAUGAAUUGCUGCUGCCUUCUAAUGAACUGUUGGUUCUGUGUCUGUGUUAAUGACUCCAAUGUUUACAUGAACCACUAAGUAUCAGGGACUUGAACAAGAUUACUUGAAUAUGAUGCCAUUGAAACAUGCCAUAGCUUUUAUUUAUAAUGACUCAUCUUUUUCUUGUUCUAGUUUUUUUUUUUUAAAUUCAUUUUGUUUGAUGUAGUGUAGCUUUUUUUUAUACAAACUUAGAAACAUGCGUUGAUUAAUUAUAGUUUUCUUUGUACCUGUUCAUAUAGAAACUGUAUAUUCAGGCUCAGGUUUUAAGGCUCAGACUUCUCAAGCAGCCUUCUCAUUACUCUGUGCUAUUAUGCUUUAAAGUGGAUGCUAAUGCAGCAUCUGUGGGGUCUGAAAUGUCCCCCCCUCUCUUCAUCACUGGACCAUACUCCACUUACAACUCAGUAACUGAGUGCACAAAACCGUCUGUUUGCAUCGCAGUGGAACAACCUCGUGGUCACUGGUUCCACACAAACAUCUGCAGCCAGUCGUCUGUAAUUGCCUCCAAGGUUUCUUAAGCUGCGAUCUCCAAUCUUCCACUUCCUGUUAAAGUUUAAACACAUCCAGAUUCCCCAAUGCCAGUUGCCCACUGGUUACCAUGGUGACACCUUAACUGACCAUGGAGCCCAACUUGUUGACUGAAUUAGGGCUGUAACUACCCGUUGUUUUUAUUGAUGAUGAAUCUGUCGAUUAUUAUCUUGAUUCAUUUGUGUUGUCUUUAACAUUUCUCAAAGUGGUGAAAAAUUUAAAUCACUCUCUCUUACCCAAACAACAGUCAAAAUCUCAAGGAUAUUCAAUUUAUCAGAUUUGACAAAGCAGAGAAUGAAUUCUAAAAAGCUGGAAUUAGGAAAAGUUUUGCAUUUCUGCCUGAAAAUGACUAUUUAAAAACAUUUGAUUAAUUGUCAAUGGACAAAUUCAUUAAUCGUUCCAGACUUCUAGACUGAAUUGAAACCAGCGCCUACUCAGUGUUGUGGGAAUUUUUGAGCUUGGUCUUGAAGAAAUUUUUAAUAACUUUGACAUAAUGGUUGCAAUUUCCUAGACAGACUGUAAACUGCCUGUGGUUUGAUUGUUUUGACUUAACAUUUCAAGGUGUUUUUGCUGUGGACAGAGGACUUCUUACUGCGUUACUGCCUUGUCCUCAGCAGCUGCCAUGCUUGAGCUGUGAACCCUGAAUUCACAGACUUGUGCAUCUCGCAGAUAACACUACAUGAAGCCUUCUGAAUACUGUAAACACUCAGACUAAUAUAACCACAAAUCACCAGAUCUUGUACAGCUAGACAAAUAUUUGUUUUCCAAACCACUGAAAGGGACACGCUCAUGUGCUUUUCAGUGACACAAACUAAGAUACUAUGCCUUUCUUUUGCUAUCGUUCAUGUACAGUUUUGUUAUCUUUUUUUUUUUUUUUUUACAUUCCCUUUGUUUUCAUUGUAUUUUUUAGUUAAAGCUUUUUGUGAUUCUCUUGAUGAAUGCUGUUGGUGUGAACUAGAUUUUUUUUUCUUAGAGUUCAACUUGCUCUUUUCCUCAUAAUUCAUGAGCAACUUCUCACUGAGGUGUCAAAGGUGCAAUAUGUUGUUUUUGUUUCUGUUUAAACUGACCACAGCCAUCACUGUCUCGUGUACACCACUGGUUCAUCUUUUUGUAACUUAUUUUUGAUAAUUGUGUGAUUUGACUUGCUGUAGCUUGGUUUCCUCUAGAGGGCAGUGGGCUCUGAACACAAUGAAUAUGUUGCAUAUUGCAGCCACUUCCUUUGAGUGAUAGAUAUUACUGAAUGCUUUUGUCCUUUAGCUAGAGUUUUACUGUGCAUUUUUCCGUCCCGUGAAAGGUGCUGAUGUCACUCACACCAAACAACACUUUGUCUAAUGUGAUAGUAAUGAAAUGACACCACAAACUUUCAAUUAAUAUUUUUAUAUUAUUUUGUACCAAUCUGUAGUCUCCGUUUAUGUGACACUGAAUGAUAAAAGGAAGUAUUUUAUCAUAAUGUGCCAUGGAAAAAUAAACACAGAAGUGAAAUGAG